CCCUCUAUCUGCUGCCAUAAAUGAUAGGUGGCUAUUUAGCCUUCUCUUCUCCUGGACCAGAUCUCCCCACAAAAACCCUGCUUUGGUCAAAACAGUUCAUUGCUUCAAAAAUAUUCAACUUUGAACUCAAACAGUGCUACCAUUUGGCCUUUGCUACCCUUCCCUCUCUCUCUCUUAUUUUUUUUUUUAAAUCUUGCGAUUGUGAGCAUUAUUAGUAUUUAGUUCUAUCUUUAUUAUUAUAUUCUGAGCCUGUUGCUUGGAGUCCCACUUAAAGUAAAUGCUCAACGACCAUGUUCACAUGCAGAUAUCACAGGGCAAUACCUUUCAUUUACUGCAAGGACCUCUAACUUUUCUUCAAGGGUCUUGAUCCUGUGGAUGCACUCAGUAUCAGAUCUUUAACAACAACAGCAUACUCAUCGUUGGAUAAGGAAGGCGCUAUUCCUGAUGUCAGUUUCCGAUCAGUCAGCCGUGUCAUCGUCAUCCCAACCCGUUCUGCCAAGGGAUUUUGAUCCACUAUUGAAGGAUUUGAAUGAGAAGAAACAAAGCUUUAGGCGUAACGUGGUGUCGCUGGCGGCGGAGUUGAAGGAGGUUAGGAGCCGUUUGGCUUCACAAGAGCAGUCUUUUGCUGAAGAAACCCUUACAAGACAGGAAGCCGAGACGAAGGCAAGGAACAUGGAAGAGGAGAUUUUUAGAUUGCAGACGAGGUUAGAGGAGAGGAAUGGGCAGCUUCAAGCUUCAGCAUCUGCUGCUGAGAAGUACCUCAGCGAAUUGGAUGAUCUUAGAUCACAGCUUUCAGUCACUCAAGCAACUGCUGAUGCCAGCGCUGCAUCAGCUCAGUCAGCACAGCUCCAGUGUUUAGCGCUUAUAAAGGAAUUGGAUGAGAAGAAUAGUUCACUGAGAGAGCAUGAGGAUCGUGUAACUAGGUUAGGAGAGCAACUAGAUAAUUUGCAGAAGGAUCUCCAGGCAAGGGAAUCUUCCCAAAAGCAGCUGAAAGAUGAGGUCUUGAGAAUUGAGCAUGAUAUCAUGCAAGCUGUUGCUAAGGCAGGAGCAAACAAGGACUGUGAGCUCAGGAAACUGUUGGAUGAGGUUUCUCCCAAGAAUUACGAAAAGAUUAAUAAACUUUUAAUUGUUAAGGAUGAAGAAAUAGCGAAACUGAAAGAUGAAAUCAGGAUUAUGUCAGCCCACUGGAAGCUUAAAACCAAGGAAUUGGAAUCUCAGUUAGAGAAACAGCGACGAGCUGAUCAGGAACUGAAAAAGAGGGUGUUGAAGUUGGAAUUUUGUCUCCAGGAAGCUCGUGCUCAGACACGAAAACUCCAAAGGAUGGGAGAGCGCAGGGACAAAGCUAUAAAAGAACUUCGAGAUCAGCUGGCAGCAAAACAACAAUGUGGAGCUGUGGGUGCUGAGAAACAGAAUUUCUGGGAAACCUCUGGUUUCAAGAUUGUAGUUUCUAUGUCAAUGUUGAUCUUGGUGGUGUUUUCAAAGCGGUGAUUUCAUCUUGUUAUGUGGGUGUUGUGUAUAAUGAAUACCUGAAGAGUUUAGGAAAGCCGUAGAGCCAUUGCCCUUGUAGAAAGGCUUGUAGAUGUAGUACAGAAUCUCAGUAUCAGUCGAAAUACCAUCUAUCCUUAUUGUGGUGAUUUCACUGUUAGGCCGACAACAUGCAUGAGAAGUUUUCUUCCUUUUUCCUGUAUCCCCAUUAUUGCUCACUGGCUACACUGCACGUUAUCAUGAUGACCAAACAUUCCCAAUUCUUCAUGCUUUAUACUGUGUUGCAAGGAUUACAUUACAUUAA
Theobroma cacao (cacao) is the source of this 1789-nucleotide messenger RNA. NCBI's taxonomy places the organism in Eukaryota, Viridiplantae, Streptophyta, Magnoliopsida, Malvales, Malvaceae. The record is from RefSeq and is a predicted model, not a curated record.